Molecule: messenger RNA, 2311 nt
Organism: Vombatus ursinus (common wombat)
Lineage: Eukaryota; Metazoa; Chordata; Mammalia; Diprotodontia; Vombatidae
Gene: CCN3
Product: cellular communication network factor 3
Exons: 5
Coding region: 69-1154 (361 amino acids)
Biological process (GO): cell adhesion; signal transduction
Cellular component (GO): extracellular region; extracellular matrix
Molecular function (GO): heparin binding; integrin binding
Source: RefSeq, a predicted model, not a curated record
AAGUUUGGGGAGGGAGAGAGAGAGAGAGAGAAAGAGAGUGUCAUUGCAAGAAAUCCUGAGCCGGGACCAUGCCGUGCGGGCUGCUGCCCCCACCAGGGAAGAGCCUCCAGCUACGGAAGCAGUAUCUGUGCCUCAGUUUCUUGCUUCUCCUUCUACUGAACAAGGUCGUUCCAGCUCAGAGUUGCCCAUCUCCGUGCCCGGGCCGAUGCCCGGCCCAGCCGCCUGCCUGCGCCCCCGGGGUGCCGGCUGUUUUGGACAGAUGCUCCUGCUGCCUGGUGUGCGCCCGCCAGCGCGGGGAGAGCUGCUCCGAGCUACUGCCCUGCCAGGAGAGCAGCGGCCUCUACUGUGACCGCAGCGCCGACCCGAGAGCUGAAGUUGGCAUCUGCAUGGUUCUAGAAGAAGACAAUUGUGUGUUUGAUGGCAUAAUUUACCGAAGUGGUGAGACCUUUCAGCCAAGCUGUAAAUAUCAGUGCACCUGCAGAGACGGGCAAAUAGGCUGCAUUCCCCGAUGCAACCAUGACCUGCUCCUUCCUCGCCCUGACUGUCCUUUCCCAAGAAAAGUGGAAGUUCCAGGAGAAUGCUGUGAGCAGUGGGUUUGUGACCCAAAGGAAGAAGUGACUUUGGGAGGCCUUGCUCUAGCAGCUUACAGACAAGAGGCUACACUGGGGAUUGGUGUGUCUGACUCAAGCCUCAACUGUAUAGAGCAGACUACAGAAUGGAGUGCAUGUUCUAAGAGCUGUGGGAUGGGAUUUUCUACUCGGGUCACCAACAGGAAUCGCCAUUGCGAGAUGAUGAAGCAGACUCGUCUUUGCAUCGUAAGGCCCUGUGAGCAAGAGGCUGAACAUGCCAUUGAAAAGAAAGGAAAGAAGUGUCUCCGCACUAAGAAGUCCCUUAAGGCCAUCCACUUACAAUAUAAGAACUGCAGUAGCACCCAGACAUACAAGCCCAGGUACUGUGGCAUCUGUACUGAUGGCCGGUGCUGCACACCACACAAUACCAAAACCAUCCAAGUGGUAUUCCAUUGUCCUCAAGGACAAAUUGUCAAGAAACCUAUGAUGCUCAUCAGUACUUGUGCCUGUCACACCAACUGUCCCCAGAGCAAUGAUGCCUUCCUCCAGGAUUUAGAGCCCAAGCCUAGAAGAAUGAAGAUAUAAACUGUGUAGGCAACAUGCUGAGGAGAAAAUUUGGGAAUAAGCCAAAACAUGACCCAUUCAUUUGAAGGUAAAUGGGUUAAAGAUUGGUGAUUUUGUCCCACCUCAGCAUGUACAUAACAUGUUCUCUGGAAUUACUUAUAAAUAGCUAGCUUAUUUUGUGUUACGCUAAAGGAAGGAGAAAUUUAAUAAGUAAAGCAAGGAGUCCAUGUAGAAUAAAGGUAAGUAAAAGGUAAGGUUCAGUGACAGGUUAAUUUUCUAUGAUUCUGUUUAAACUAAUUAAAGGCGCUAUAAUUAUAGCACACAGCUCUGUAUUUUUUCUUAGUAUGCUGUACACAUUACAUGAUGGUGUCCUUUUGCUUUGAGUAGAGUGUUUGGUACUGGUCUUAUAAUGUCUCAAAUGACAGGAUUAUCCCAGAAUGACCCCAACCACAUCACUUGACAACUACAUUGUUGUAGAGUCAUCUUUUUGACUUAAGGGUGCUCUGCUGUUUAUCAAUCUGCAUCCAACAUUUGUGAGGCAUUUAAUGAAAACAAGCUCUAAACUAGCAUAGGAGAUAGCUCUGAUGCUGUAUUUUUAAGCCAGAACAGAGACUAUUCAUCCAUUUUAAUAUGUAUUGCACAGUAAGAGACAUGUAGUGUCUACACUCAUAAAUUGGGUAGUAGGUCACUUAGUGGAGUAAGUAAUAUCUAAAAGCAAGUUAAUCUGGCUUUAUAGGUCAUAAUAAGCCCUGUUGCAUUUCAAACUCUUUACAAUAAAAAGGGAAAGUAGAAUACUCAGCAGGAGGUAACCUUCUCCAAUAAAGCUAAUGCCACCUUCAAAGAACUUCCAGUCCUUUCCACAUGUUCAUUUUCUUUGCCAUUCUGAAGCAUGCUUUAGCUGUCUGUGUUGUUUUUGGGUGCACUUAUAACUUAAUUCCAGACAUGAGAAUAAGCAAUUGCCAUGAUGGUGCUAUAAACCAGCAGAAUGGCAUGUGAUCCCAAAUUUGAGAUUAAUGUAGCUAUGGCUUAUUAAACUGUAUAUGACCCAUAAUAAAACACUCUAUAAAUAAAAUACAUGUGUAGACAUGUGUAUCCCUAUGAGGCUGCAAGAUAAGCUACACCAUUAAAUCUGUAAAUUCUCUUGUUUUGUGCAUUGAACUUGUUUUCUUAUUAUGUUA